Tarenaya hassleriana is the source of this 2036-nucleotide messenger RNA. RefSeq names its product protein root UVB sensitive 6-like. The record is from RefSeq and is a predicted model, not a curated record. Lineage: Eukaryota; Viridiplantae; Streptophyta; Magnoliopsida; Brassicales; Cleomaceae. The coding region runs from base 1 to 1734 and encodes 577 amino acids. The transcript has 14 exons.
AUGAAGCUCUCUCCUCUUGAUCAGGCUGGUUAUCAAACGGACGACCAAAGAAGGCCUUCAGAUAGGCAAAAUCGUAAUCCUGAACAUCGAGAAUGGAAGAGACGCUUAUUGAGUACAGUCGACAGAUUAAAAGAUGCAUUCUGUCGUCAGCAUGCGUUAGACCUCAUUUUCACGGAGGAAGGAGAAAGUCAUUUGUCUGCUGAGGUGUAUAUAAGCAUGGAUGGAAAUGCCGACGAUAUCGAGUGGUUCCCGUCUCUGAUAUUCCAGGAGCUUUUAACGCUCCGCAUAAGCGCCUCUUUGGCUUCUUCUCCGCCCUCGACGAUCCUUGACCAUGUACUUGAUGAUGACUGUCGAUCUCCGCAAGCUCAGGCGGCUUCUCCUCUGCUUCCUCUGGAUUCGGACGUUGUUAAAUCGAGCUUGAGAUUGAUCUGCUGCGAGGAAAUCGACGGCCGGAGAUGGAAGUACGUUGCCGAGAGAGAUGGUUCUGGGAGAUUCAAGAGGAAUUCGGUUCGUGCUAUAAGCUUGGAAUCUCCUCAGACUCCUAUCGAUGAAGUAAUGUCGUUUGUGCGGUCUUAUGUGGUACCUGAAGGAUUUCCUGAUACUGUUAGUUCGUCCUAUGUGCCGUACAUGACAUGGAGAGCUUUGAAGCACUUUUUCGGUGGAGCCAUGGGUGUUUUUACUACUCAAACCCUUUUGAGUUCAGUUGGAGUCUCUAGAAACAAUUCUGCUCCCGCUGCUGUCGCGAUCAAUUGGAUUCUCAAGGAUGGUGCUGGGCGUGUUGGGAAAAUGUUGUUUGCCCGACAAGGAAAGAAAUUUGAUUAUGAUUUGAAGCAGUUACGGUUUGCUGGUGAUCUUUUAAUGGAGUUGGGUGCUGGGGUUGAGUUGGCUACUGCUGCUGUGCCACACCUUUUCCUUCCUCUGGCUUGUGCUGCUAAUGUGGCCAAGAAUGUUGCUGCUGUAACAUCAACAUCAACUCGUACACCCAUCUAUAAAGCCUUUGCUAAAGGAGAAAACAUAGGGGAUGUCACUGCUAAAGGAGAGUGCGUUGGUAAUGUUGCGGAUCUGUUGGGAACUGGGCUAAGCAUCAUGAUGUCCAAACGAAAUCCUUCGUUGGUCGCUACGUUUGCUCUUCUUUCAUGUGGAUACGUCUUCAGCUCAUACCAAGAGGUUAGAUCUGUAGUAUUACACACUCUAAACCGUGCCAGAUUCACAGUGGCAGUUGAGUCUUUUCUCAAGACAGGGCAUGUUCCCUCACUUCAGGAGGGUAAUAAGCAGGAGAGAAUAUUCACUUUCCCAUGGGUGGAGGAUCGGCCAGUGGUACUUGGAUCCAGAUUUAAGGAUGCGUUCCAAGACCCGAGUACAUAUCUUGCGGUCAAGCCCUUUUUCGACAAAGAAAGAUACUUAGUGACCUACAGCCCUUCCAAAGGUAAAGUGUUUGCAUUGCUCAAGAAUCAGGCGAAGUCAGAUGAUAUUCUGAAAGCAGCAUUUCAUGCCCAUGUUCUUCUUCAUUCUAUGAACCAAUCAUGUGAUGGAACAUCAAAAUUCCGGAAGCAAUCAGAUCCUGCUCCUGCAAUAACUGAGCUUGAAUCGCACAUAGCCGAGUCAUGUGAAAUGGUUUCAACAUCAUACGACAUCUUUAAGAGGAGGGCUGCAGAACAGGGUUGGACGAUGUCGGAAUCUCUGCUCAACCCAGGUCGACCUCGGAUAUGCCACAUGGACGAGGAGAAUGAAUAAACUAUCUUCUGAGUGAAUGCAUCAAUCCAACUACCACGAGCCUCGUGGAAAGGGUCAGUUUUCCAACUCUUGAUACGAGAACGACCCAUACUGCCUCUUAAUUUCCGUUUUAUUCAUCUGAAGAGGAAAAAAAUACAGUUUUUGAUCACUCUUUAAACUUGUUGUAUUAUAGUUAUAGGAUCUCACCAAACCUGAACUAUAGAAUUAUAUGUCUCUGCUCACUCAUCUCUGUAAAUUGGGACUUUCCCCAGUUUUUGUUGUGGACUUUGAGGGAGGAAGUUUGAAAUCAUUUGAUUAUUUGA